Neurospora tetrasperma FGSC 2508 is the source of this 162-nucleotide messenger RNA. RefSeq lists its product as uncharacterized. NCBI's taxonomy places the organism in Eukaryota, Fungi, Ascomycota, Sordariomycetes, Sordariales, Sordariaceae. The record is from RefSeq and is a predicted model, not a curated record. Bases 1 to 162 code for a protein of 53 amino acids. The transcript is spliced from 2 exons.
AUGAUCAAUGGUUCCAUAUACGACGGGCUGAAGACGACACCGCCGUGUGCUGGCUGUCGUGCAGAAAGAACAAAGGUCCAGGAGGGAGGGAGGCGAUUCAAAGCAAAGAAAAAACAUUGGCAGAUUGCCGGACAGUUACCCGCACAAAAGUCCGAGCUUUAA